Molecule: messenger RNA, 1293 nt
Organism: Cladophialophora yegresii CBS 114405
Lineage: Eukaryota; Fungi; Ascomycota; Eurotiomycetes; Chaetothyriales; Herpotrichiellaceae
Exons: 1
Coding region: 1-1293 (430 amino acids)
Biological process (GO): DNA repair
Cellular component (GO): nucleus
Source: RefSeq, a predicted model, not a curated record
AUGCCUCGUCAACUCAAGCGCCGCUCCGACGCCAUAUCCCGUACCCAACACGACUCGGCAGAAUCCGAGGACGAAGCACCCCAACGCGCGCAACGACGUCAGCGCCAGCGCCAGCGCUCGUCUUCCUCAGAACAAGAACAACCACAGCGCACUCAACAGGGAACCCAACGCCACGAACAAUCCUCCUCGCUUGGAGAAGACUCCGAUGCUUCAUCCUCACCUGGGGCCCCACGCGGCCACUCCGCCGAAAACGUGCUCAUCAAGAAACUCGUCCGCCUGGCCCUCGCGACAGAAUACAGCCGCACUCCUUUACGAAGAAGCGACAUCAGCGCCAAGAUCCUCAAAGACGCCAACUCUUCCACAAGCGGCAUCAGCCGGGCCUCGUUCCAGAAGAUCUUCGAAGGCGCGCAGAAAGUCCUGCAAGAUACAUUCGGCAUGCAACUCACCGAACUGCCCUCUCGAGAAAAGACAAGUCUAAAAGAGCGGAGGACGCAAGCCACGCAGACCAAAGUGUCGAGUAGCAGCGCUUCCACCAAAUCGUGGGUCCUGGUGUCUACAUUGCCGGACGAACUCAAGACGAACCGGCUCCUCAUGCAGCCCAGUUUGGCGCCCAGUGUCGAAACCGAGGCGCAAUAUACGGCGCUGUAUACGUUCAUUUUGAGCCUGAUUUUCCUGAACGCGUCGAGCAUCACGGACCAGAAGCUGGAGCGGUAUCUCAAGCGGGUGAAUGCCGAGACGUACACGCCCGUGGGGAGUAAAGAGAAGUUAUUGCAGCGGAUGAUGAAGGAAGGAUACAUUGAUAAAAGAAGGGACACGAGUUCUGGGGAGGAAGUCAUCGAGUGGGUUCCUGGGCCGAGGGGGAAGGUUGAGGUCGGCGUACAGGGCGUGAUGGGCCUGGUGAGGACCGUGUAUGGACACGGGGCUGUGGAAUUGUCGAGAGACACGACCGGUGGGAGACGGCGUGAUGGGGCCGGUGGUGAAGACGAGGAAGCCGAAGAUGAUGUAGAGCCUGGCCGCCUCGUGAAAAUCGAGGAAGAUGAGCUCAACGCCAGGUUAUCGCGGAGUUUGGGUAUCAAGGUCAAUGGCGACGGUGGAGGCGAGAGGAGGAGGGAUCAACACGACGGAGAGGACGGUGAGCAACAAGACGAAGAACAGGACGGUGGUCAACCUGGACCUUCGAGACGAGCCGUGCAGAGAACUCGACCACCAACCACUGUUGGGAGAAAUCAAGGUCGCAGUCGUGGUGGAGGCAGACCAAAUGCACGCGACGAGGAUGAGAAUGGUAGUGGUUGA